AUGUCGCAAAGUCAAGCCUCUCAAUUCUCAGACACCUACCCUUCAUCUAUCUUUGAGGAUAAUUCUCUAGAUAACCUUUCAUAUCUUCCUUCCGACGGUACAACGUCUUUUACCCCUGACUCCCUAUUUCAGCAGACACCUAACCCUACACCCGACGGCGGAUUCGCUCGACCAUUAAUAUCACCCCCUAUUCCACAGACCCUAGAACGUGUUGGGCCUACCGCAAAGCAGAAGCCCUUUAUACUCUGGACUGAGGAGAUGAAUGAUGAAUUUUGUGGGUGGUGGUUGAUGACGGAGUUUGGAAGUCAGAUGAAAAGGAAUGUUUUUGAGAAACGACGCCAAGCGGACUGUUGGAACCACUUCCAUCAGGUUGCUACUAUCCAAGAUGGGUCUCCUAAGGUCAUGUGUAAAGUAUGCGGCCAGGUUAUUAUCCACCCAGCGGUCGGAAAUCGCGGAACGUCCUCCCUGAAUAAACAUGUCAGAGAGGGUGUCAACUGCCGGAGAUCGAAACCCUCACAGGAUAUUCGAAAGCUUCUUCAAUCAGGGGGAUCCCAUAGCCGUCAACCGGAGAGCUUUACACUCAAGGAAUUCGAUGAGAGUGUGAUUUCUCUAAUCACUGAGUUACGACUCCCAUUUCAGUUUGUUGAACAUCCUCGGUUUCAUAAACUAGUUCAACUGGCUAGUCUCGCUCCAUCUCCGCCUCGGAUUUUAUCUGCAUAUCUAGUACGGCAGAAGGUUCAGGCGAAAGUGAUAGAACGCCAAAAGAGCCUUCUACAGAUGCUUCCAUCAGGUGCAAAGCUUUCUAUUGCAUUAGACUGCUGGACCUCGCCCUUCCGCCAGGCCUUUAUGGCUAUUACUGGGUAUUUUAUUGAUAUAGACUGGCACUACCGUGAGAUCUUGCUUGGAUUUGAGCCACUUCAUGGCAGCCAUAAAGGUUCCGACCUUAGUGUUGUUCUCUUGGAUCUUCUUAGAAAACAUCAGAUCGAAGAUCGGGUUUUGACAAUGACCACUGAUAACGCAUCAAAUAACACUACGCUCCACGACAGUAUCAAUGAAGCUCUUGAUACACUCGCGUUACCAGAUGGCACCCCUAUUGUUCGAAUACCCUGUAUGGCCCAUGUUAUCCAACUCAGUUUAAACGAGCUUCUUGGCAAGAUGGAAGCAAUCCCAAAGAAUGACCGAGAGGAAAUAGAAUGGACGGAAACUGAGGCCCGGAGUGAAGCCCAGAGGGAGAAUAAAGAUAUCGUGCUUACUCUUAAUAAGGUUCGGCGACUAGCAGUCUGGGUUAAUAGAAGCCCUCAGCGCAGAGAGCAAUUCCUCGAGCUCCAGCCCAAAGAACCAAGGCUUGUUCUGAUGCAGGACGUCAAAACCCGCUGGAAUUCCACAUUUUUGAUGCUUCAGCGUGCCAAAAAACUACAGACUAUCUGCGACAAGUAUUGCACUGAGUGUGGUCUCUCUGACCUUGUGCUUACUCACAACGAAUGGAAGCAGAUUGACUAUCUUCUUUCUAUCACACAGCCCUUCUUCAACUUCACUAGUGUUCUCUCAAAGACUAAGGAUGUCACUAUCCACAUAGUCUUUAGUAUCUACAAUCAACUAUUUGACCAUCUCGAGAAGUCUACAACCCAGCUUAGACGAAAGAAAGCAAGGUGGCAGAUGACAAUGCAAACUGCUCUCGAGUAUGCAACACAGAAACUAAGACACUAUUAUGCUGAGACCGAUCAGGCCUAUGGUGAUCUCUAUGCAAUCGCUACUAUUAUGGCACCCCAGAACAAGCUUGAUUUCUUCUCUGGGAAGGACUGGAGGGGCCCUUAUCGCAAAGAAUACCGUGAGAGUCUUGAGAAAUACCUUGAGCCAUAUAAGCAACGUCACUUAGAAACACAACCAACAUCACAUGGGGUGUCUUCUGCGGAGCAGUUCUCCAUAGUUGAUCAGAUGGGUGACAGACAGAAAGUCCAGGGAUCUGAGAUUAACCAAGAUGAUGAGCUUACACAAUAUCUUGGAAGUGGUACUCGCAAGAUUAAUCCAUGUGUUUUUUGGAAGAGUAAUCAAUGUGAGUUCCCAGCCCUUGCUAGCCUUGCACGGGAUGUCCUUUCUGUUCCUGCGACUGGUUCCGGUGUUGAACGACUAUUUAACACGGCUCGUGAUAUCUGUCAUUAUCGCCGAGGGUCUCUCAAAUCGACAACUAUCCAAGAUCUUAUGAUGUACUUAUGUACAUUGAGGUUCGACAUCGAAAGUGAGCAGCAUACUUUCAUAGAGGAGUAUCUUACAGCACAGGAGAUGCAAGUAGUGAAGGAGAAAAAGAAGACUGAGAGACUGGAUGAUGAUAUGUUUGAUCUAAUCAGUGAUACUGAAGAAGAUCCCUCAGCUAAGACGCAACCAUCGCAGCCCCCGAGUAGGGUUGCGCUUGGCAAGAGACCUCUCAGAGAUAAUACAACUCUGAUUGAGCUUGGAGACGAGGACGAGGAGGAUCAAAUCCCGCUACCUGAUAAUUCAAAUCUGCAGGAUGAAGGUGGUACUCAGAGGCGCACAUCAGGGCGAGUGACAAAGCGUUCAAAGUGGGAUGAUGGUGAAUGGGAGUAUAUAAAACCUUAG
Messenger RNA from Penicillium cinerascens, 2595 nucleotides. RefSeq lists its product as uncharacterized. Bases 1 to 2595 code for a protein of 864 amino acids. The transcript is spliced from 4 exons. NCBI's taxonomy places the organism in Eukaryota, Fungi, Ascomycota, Eurotiomycetes, Eurotiales, Aspergillaceae. The record is from RefSeq and is a predicted model, not a curated record. Gene Ontology annotation, molecular function: protein dimerization activity; DNA binding.